Messenger RNA from Cannabis sativa, 1214 nucleotides. RefSeq names its product stem-specific protein TSJT1. The record is from RefSeq and is a predicted model, not a curated record. The transcript is spliced from 4 exons. Bases 190 to 954 code for a protein of 254 amino acids. Lineage: Eukaryota; Viridiplantae; Streptophyta; Magnoliopsida; Rosales; Cannabaceae.
AAAAAGUAUCAUUACAUAAAUAAUAAAUAAAUAAAAUAAAAAUGUAAACCAUUCUCUUACCAAAAGUGAGACACUAUAUAAAAUCCACAACCAACCUCAACAACACCAUCUUCCUUUACCAAUUCAUUUAUAGUUUCAGUUAUCGAUCUUAAACUAAAAAAAGAAAAAGAAAAAGAAAACCACACAAAAAUGUUGGCCAUAUUUCACAAAGCUUUCGCUCACCCACCUGAGGAGCUUAAUAGUCCAGCAUCUUACAAGGGUUCAUCGAAACCAAAACUCCCAGAAGAAACUCUUCAGGAUUUUCUCUCUCAUCAUCCUCAAAACACCUUCUCCAUGACCUUUGGUCAUGCUGCUGUUCUCGCUUAUGUAAGACCAGAUAGACCUUUCUCCCUAAACCAGAGGCUGUUCUGUGGUUUUGAGGAUAUUUACUGCCUCUUCUUGGGGAACUUGAACAACCUGUGUUCACUUAAUAAACAGUACGGACUAACCAAGGGAACAAACGAGGCCAUGUUUGUCAUCGAAGCUUACCGGACCCUCCGUGACCGCGGCCCCUACCCGGCGGAUCAGGUCGUUAAGGAACUAGACGGCAGCUUUGCUUUUGUCGUUUACGACAGUAAGACCGGUUCAGUCUUCACUGCACUGGGAUCUGACGGUGGUGUUCAACUGUACUGGGGUAUUGCUGGUGAUGGAUCCGUAGUAAUAUCUGAUGAUUUGGAAGUCAUUAAAGCCGGUUGUGCCAAGUCAUUUGCCCCUUUCCCCAAAGGAUGUAUGUUCCAUAGUGAGGGGGGUUUAAUGAGCUUUGAGCAUCCAAUGAACAAAGUGAAGGCAAUGCCUAGGGUGGACAGCGAGGGAGUGAUGUGUGGGGCCAACUUCAAAGUAGAUAAGUAUACCAGAGUCAACAGUAUUCCACGUGUCGGUAGCGAAACCAACUGGGUGGAGUGGCCCUCCCAUUAAUCAAUUCCUUAAUUAAUACCAUAAUUACUCAAAUCUCUCACUCCCACUCUCACUGAUCCAUACUUAAAAAGAGUGUUUCUGUUAUUAUUUAAUAAAUAACGUCUUGGUUGGGUUAAUUCCUUUCUUCUAGAUCUAUAUUAGUCCUCUUUUGUUUUUAGGUCCUUUCUUUAAUAACAUUGUAUUACUUUUUCUCUCUGUAAUUAUAUGCUCCAGAAUCCAGGUAUCGAAAUAUGACUGCCCUUUUCACUUUUUCACCACAA